AUGGGUGGCUUUUUGAUAAAGGCUGGAACUAUCCCCUCUACUCUAGUGGAUUUCUAACUUGCGAUUCAAUAUCAAGGACCACUUUUUUGCAUACUUUCAAGAAUGUUUUCAAUAUUAUGCGGCAUUAUUUCAAAGAAAAUUCUACUUAUGAAAGGAUUUAGAGAAAGACUGAAAGAAAAGAGAAGAAUAAAAGUAGCCACAUGCAUUUAGCCUAAAGAUCUAGAUGAUAAUGGGUAGCUUAAACAAAGAUUCGUAAGGAAAUCAUCAGUAAUUUAUAAAAGAGCCUCAUUUUAUAAGGCACUAAAUGAUAAAAUAAUCGUAGAAGUUAAUAAGAAUGAAGAAUCUGAGAUGACAACUGAAAAAAGCAAAAGCAGGCGGUCUAGUGAAGAUUAGAAUCCUGAUAGAAGGAGAGCUCUUGAGAAUUUAAGAAGAUUAAAAAGAUCAAGUAUUGAUCGUCUACUUAAGAGUAAGUAAGCGUUUUUAAUGAAAGUUGAAAAUACUGAAAUACCAACAAUGAUGAAUGAAACGAGAACCGAUCUUUUAGGGAGAAAUAAAUAAAAUCAGAGCACAUAAAGUGUGGAUUACAAGAAAAUAGAAAACGACUUCUUUGAAAAUCUUGAAUUAGAGGCCAUGAUAGAUCACUAUGACCAUGUUUAAUUGCAUAUGCAUUUAUUCAACGGUAAAGAUGAUAUUGUCUUGUCCAAACUUGACUCGAUAUUUGAUUAAGCUAUUUAUGAUGACUAAAUGGUUGGUACUUGCGAUUAUACAACUUAUGAAUUGCAUUCAGUUUCUGGUGCUCUAGGCGCUUUUCCUUUAACUUUGCUAGGCUCAUUUUUAGCUGGGGAAAUGCCAGAAGCGUAUCAUGAUUUACUAAAUGGUAAAAUAGUCGGCCCUAUGGGGGAAAGUUAUGGACCAGUUGCUGUUGUUUCUGUAUUUUCUAUAUUAUUCGCACUGAGACCAUAUUUCCUUCAUAAAAUUAAGAAAUUGAAAGUUCAAUAGAACUUCUCAAAUCUACAUUAAAUCUUGGUACAAAUAUUGAUGAAUUAAACAAAAUAGAAACACAAGAUAAUGCUUGACGCUGCAAUAAUGAGAGAUUAUAGAUGCCUAUACCUAACUGCUAAUCCAAUAGUUAUGUCAAGAAGGCUAUUUGAUCCAGAAUAUGAUUAUAGAAUUGCUGAUUGGGUGAUUAGUGAAGAUCCUCACUUAAGUAAUAAAGCGUUAUAGUAAGCAAGUGAACUUAAAUAAGAAAUACUCAUUAAAAGAGAGCAGACAAAAGAGAGAAAGAGACGAGAAAAGAUAGACAAAAUAUAUCAGCAAAAGAUAGAUGAGUAAAAAAGAAUCUAGGUUGAACUUGCAAAGAAGUAUCUAGUGCCAUUACCGACUGCUUAACCCUUCGAUCCUAGAAUUCACUUCAAUACGUCAAUAGAUAUGCUGCAAGAUAAAAAUCUUAUGAGAAGAAAAACACUUAAUAUGAGGAAGGAUAUUUUGUUCAAAGAAUCAGAUUUACCUGAUAACUUUAGAGAGCAAAUUUAAGAGAGAAAAACAAUGGUACCUUAAUCAUUUCUGCAUUCAAUGUAUAAGCUAAUCGAUGAAAAAUCAAUUCAAAUUCAGCAUAAUGAAGAUCUUGAGAAGACUAUGUUUAAAAAUAUAUUUGAAUAAGCUGACUGGCUAAAUAUGAAAAAAGCAGGAGUAUUAAUGGGUAUAGAGGACUAUGUUAAACUUGACAUAGAAAAUAAUUAGGUCAAAGUUAAGCAAAAGACUAAGUCCAGGAGAAAAAAGGAGUUUUAGUUAAAGCGCAUGGAUCACAGUGAGAGCAGUAAUAGCGAUGAGGAAGAUUAAAAAUAAGUAAAGAACCCAAAUAAGAUGGAUUUAUUUCAGCCAGUAACAGAAUUUAAUCAAUUUAAUUAUAUGUGA
Molecule: messenger RNA, 1914 nt
Organism: Stylonychia lemnae
Lineage: Eukaryota; Ciliophora; Spirotrichea; Sporadotrichida; Oxytrichidae
Source: the annotation of a GenBank genome assembly